AGACUGAGCGGCUCCUGACCCCCAACCCUGGGUAUGGGACACGCACGGGGACUUCACCGCCCCCCCGGACCCCCCCAGAAGAGGAAGACCUCCGCCGCCGUCUCAAGUACUUUUUCAUGAGUCCCUGCGACAAGUUUCGGGCCAAGGGCCGCAAACCGUGCAAGCUGAUGUUGCAAGUGGUGAAGAUCCUGGUGGUCACCGUGCAGCUCAUUCUGUUCGGGCUCAGCAACCAGCUGGCCGUGACGUUCCGGGAAGAGAACACCAUCGCCUUUCGGCACCUCUUCCUGCUGGGCUACUCGGAUGGGGCGGACGACACGCUGGCGGCCUACACGCGGGAGCAGCUCUACCAGGCGAUCUUCUUCAGCGUGGACCAGUACCUGAUGCUGCCCGACGUGUCGCUGGGCCGGUACGCCUACGUCCGAGGCGGGGCAGGCCCUUUGGCCAACGGCUCGGCGCUGGCUCUGUGCCAACACUACUACCGCCACGGCCACGUGGACCCGGCCAACGAGACCUUUGACAUCGACCCGAUGGUCAUCACUGACUGCAUCGGGGUGGACCCCCCCGAGAGACCCCUCGUGCCCCCCAGUGACGAUGACCCUGUCCUCUUGGAUGGCACUUCUGGUUACAGGAACCUCACGCUCAAAUUCCACAAGCUGAUCAACGUCACCAUCCACUUCCAGUUGAAGACCAUCAACCUGCAGAGUCUCAUCAACAAUGAAAUCCCGGACUGCUACACCUUCGGCGUCUUGAUCACGUUCGACAACAAGGCUCACAGUGGGAGGGUCCCCAUCAGCCUGCAGACCCACGCCCACAUCCAGGAGUGUAAGCACCCCAGCGUCUUCAGGCACGGAGACAACAGCUUCCGGCUGCUGUUCGACGUGGUGGUCAUCCUCACCUGUGCCCUGUCCUUCCUGCUGUGCGCCCGCUCGCUGCUCCGCGGCUUCCUGCUGCAGAACGAGUUUGUGGGUUUCAUGUGGCGGCACCGAGGACGCGAGAUCGGCCUGUGGGAGCGGCUGGAGUUUGUCAACGGCUGGUACAUCUUGCUGGUCACCAGCGACGUCCUCACCAUCUCGGGCACCGUCAUGAAGAUCGGCAUCGAAGCCAAGAACCUGGCGAGCUACGACGUCUGCAGUAUCCUCCUCGGCACCUCCACGCUGCUCGUCUGGGUGGGCGUCAUCCGCUACCUGACCUUCUUCCACAAGUACAACAUCCUCAUCGCCACGCUGCGGGUGGCCCUCCCCAGCGUGAUGCGCUUCUGCUGCUGCGUGGCCGUCAUCUACCUGGGCUAUUGCUUCUGCGGCUGGAUCGUGCUGGGGCCCUACCACGUGAAGUUCCGCUCGCUGUCCAUGGUGUCCGAGUGCCUGUUCUCGCUCAUCAACGGGGACGACAUGUUCGUGACGUUCGCGGCCAUGCAGGCGCAGCAGGGCCGCAGCGGCCUGGUCUGGCUGUUCUCGCAGCUGUACCUGUACUCCUUCAUCAGCCUGUUCAUCUACAUGGUGCUCAGCCUCUUCAUCGCGCUCAUCACCGGUGCCUACGACACCAUCAAGCACCCAGACGGUGCCGGCGCGGAGAAGAGCGAGCUUCAGGCCUAUAUUGCGCAGUGCCAGGAUAGCCCCACUUCCGGCAAGUUCCGUCGCGGGAGCGGCUCAGCCUGCAGCCUUCUCUGCUGCUGUAGCAGGGACACCUCCGAGGAGCCUUCGCUGCUGGUGAAUUGACCACAGUUGCCUCGGAACUCAGCCUACGGACUAAGGGGACACCCCCUACUUAUUUAUUUUUAGGGUUUGCUUUUAAGGACCGGUUUCCUGCGGUGCCCGGAGGGCCCAGGCCAAUCGGGUCGGACAUUGGGGCGGGGUGGGUGUGAAAUAAACGGGAAAAUACA
This is a messenger RNA of Tupaia belangeri chinensis (Chinese tree shrew), 1879 nucleotides long. RefSeq names its product mucolipin TRP cation channel 1 (gene MCOLN1). The record is from RefSeq and is a predicted model, not a curated record. NCBI's taxonomy places the organism in Eukaryota, Metazoa, Chordata, Mammalia, Scandentia, Tupaiidae. Gene Ontology annotation, cellular component: lysosomal membrane; plasma membrane. Gene Ontology annotation, molecular function: NAADP-sensitive calcium-release channel activity.